This is a messenger RNA of Cryptotermes secundus, 1027 nucleotides long. RefSeq names its product MICOS complex subunit mic25-b (gene Chchd3). The transcript is spliced from 2 exons. The coding region runs from base 145 to 597 and encodes 150 amino acids. Lineage: Eukaryota; Metazoa; Arthropoda; Insecta; Blattodea; Kalotermitidae. Gene Ontology annotation, cellular component: MICOS complex. Gene Ontology annotation, biological process: inner mitochondrial membrane organization. The record is from RefSeq and is a predicted model, not a curated record.
UCAUCCACUAGUUUCUUAAAAUAUCGGCAGGUGACACAAUCAUCGUCUAUUAUCGUGAAGAUCGUUAAUGGUGGAAUUUGGAGGAAGGUGUAUUGAUGGAAGUGAGGAAUUGAAGUAUAUUGAGGUUGUGUUUACGGAAGGAAUAUGGGAGGUUCGCAAAGCUCUAAUACAAGGAGAAUAUCAGUUACUAAUGACGAUCAGUCUGGUGUUAUCAAAGUGUCAGAUUCUAUAGUACAGCGACUGAAAGGUGGAAAAGAAGUUAAGGAUAGUCAAUCUGAAUCUCGUCCAGAUCAAGAAGCGGCACUACGAGAAAAUGACCAGUACUGGGAAAAAAGGUUGAAGACGAUUGAAGACAACCAUAAGAAGAUCAACAGGAGAAUGGAAGAAGAAUACAAGAAAGCUACAAAAGAGAUCGAGGAACUGUUUUCACGUUUGCCAGCAAAACUUGAGCAACCGCCUUGCACGAAUGCUGGACAGCAUGUCAAGAAAUGUUACCAGCAGAAUCCUAGGGAAGUACUAAAUUGUGCCAAGGAAGUAGAAGCCUUUGCGGCUUGUGUGGAUAUGAAACGAGUAAAUCUUCUUGAUAGCAGACAGUAGUAUGACAACGAAUUGAGCAGAUUUGUAGUUUUCACCUACAUACUGGCAUUAUUUCUGUUUCUGUUUGUAGUGCUGUUGGCAUUAUUUCUGUUUGGGUUUAUACCUCUUGUUAUGUUAUAUGGUUUCCAUUUUAUUUAAAAAUGUUUCAGUUACAAAUUACAGUGUGUUGCGUUCGUUUAAGUUAAAUGUUUUGGUAUGUUAACAUAUAGUUUGAAGUGAUGCCCAGCGGUUUGGUUUAGUACUGUAUAUAUUCAGUUCUUUAAAAGGAAUUUAUUUAAUAUAUUUCAUUUCUACUUGUCAGUACCAUAGAAGUGUUCUUUGCUGUCUAAUAAGAUUAUGAAUAGGUUACAUAUUGAAAUAUAAUUUCAAGCGAGGUAAUUGCAAUGUAAUUUGUGAAGGAGUAACAUUAAAUUGGCUUUGCAAAGUAUUA